GGUAUUUUAUAGCUGUCAGGGUACAGGUCUUGUACAUCUUUUGUCAGAUUUAACCCUAAGUAUUUCAUAUUUUUAUACUAUUAUCAAUAAUUUUUUAUUGUUGCCUUUGUAUAGAAAUAGAUUUUUGUAUAUUGAACUUUUCUUCUGCAACCUUGCUAACUUUAUUAGCUCUAGUAAAAUUUUUUAAAAAGAUUCCAUCAGGUUUUCUCUAUAGAUAAUCAUAUUGUCUGGGAAUAGCUCUGCAGAGCUCUUUCCAAUCUGAAUGAAAGAGUCCCAUUAUCCCCAAAAUUCCCUCAUGCUCUUCUUUUUUAAAUAGCAUCACCCCCCACCUAUAACUCCUGACAACUACUGUUCUGUUCCCCAUUAUUAGUUUUGACUUUCAAGAAUGCCUUAUAGAUGGAGUCACUGCACAUAAGUUUUUAGACUAGUCUUUCAUCCAGCUAAUGCCUUUGAGGUUCAUCCAUGUUUUUAUGUUUAUCAGUAGUUUUUUAUUUUUAUUACUGAGUAGUAUCCCAUAAUGUGGGUAUACCACAGUCAUUUUUUAAUUGGAUCUUAGACAUUGUGAAUUUUACUCCAUUGGAUGCUGUUUCUUUUUGUAACUGAGCAAGGGCUCAUGUGUCCAUGACACAGAAAGCCAAAUUCUGACAGCAAGUGUUUAUAGCAAAGUAAGGGUUUAUUGCAGGGCACCAAGCAAGGGAGUAGGAAAUGAGUCUUGGAUCCACUCCUUCUUGGUUUUUGGUUUAGGGAUAUUUUAAAAUGGAAAAACAAAGAAAUUUGGAUUAUCUUUGUCUUGUGACAUUUCUGUGACAUGUCUUAGUCACAGUUUUGGGAGUUAGGAUGACCCAGUUCAUGAUUCUCUGGCCAGGUAGUCCAUGGCUCGGGGAUCUAAGAGCUUAAUCUUGCCCUGGAGAAACAACCUGAGUUUGUACAUUAAUGAUGGUGUCUAUAACAGCAGUCUUAGUACAUUUAUGAUAUUAUAAGCAACUGCAGUCUUAGUCAUCUGAUUCUGCUUGACUGGUGUUCAGGAUUGAGGUCAGAGGGGAGAAGAAAUGGGGUGAAGUCAAAGGAGAGAGGCAAGCGAGUAAAGUUUUAGGUAGAGUAAUCAUAAACUCAGUAAGGGAACUUAGUUUUAUUGGGGCUUGGUUUCAUAUUUGUAUUCAUAUAAAUAUUUGUUCUGGUGUGUAGUCAAGUUACUUCAUUAAGUUUGAUCUUCUGACUUCCAAGAUUCAUUGGGCAAUACCAGAACAGUAUUUGAAUAGGAUUAACUUUUCCCACUACUUGGCUAGAUUUUCCUGAGUACUCUACCCAGCGUUUGUGAAUAAUGAGGUUUUCUGUUCUUGCUGGUGGAAACAGGCAUUAUUCGUGGCCCUGUGUCACCUCAGUUUAGUGUUCCCACUGAUGAUUUCAGAUGGUUCUUUCCUUUCAGACUCAAACCCAGAUAGUCUCUUCUCACUUUGCACAGAAACAUCACAAAUGUGCUCUCACAAGUGAGAAAAGAUGAUGGUAGCAGGGCCUUUAUAAGGCUUCCAGGGCCCCAAGGCAUUCCAACAGUGCAAGACCCUACUCCACUACCGAUUAAAAAUCUUAAAAUGUACCCCGUGUUCCACGUUAAAUGCCUUUUCUUAACUGUAACAUUUGAAAACCUUUUUAUAAUUGUACAGUUUUGAGUUUUAUAAACUGCAGAUUGCUUGUUCUUUUCUCAUAAACUUAGAUAUUAUGUACACACAGUAGAGCUGAUAAGCUGUCAGUGUUUUCGUAAAUAUUUAUUUUGAUUUUGUGGGAUUUUCUUUUUUAGUCAGUCUCUUUUCAGGUCUCCAAUAUUUCUGUAAGCCCUGGAAAAAUCUCAUAGGCUCUGGGCACUGUGCCUGCAGAGCUGGAUGGCAGCAGGGGGAAUAGAGAGGAAGGAGUAAACUGGACAGCAAGGAAGGGAAGUGUUUGAGCUGUAUCUGACUGGAGGUGAAAGGAAAACAAGCAGAGAAUCAUGACCCCCUACCCAGCUGGCUUUAGCACAGCCAUUUGCAGAGAUGGAAGAGCCAGGAGAAGGCAUAAGUUGCAGAGAAAGGGUGAAUUCAAUUUGGAACAGAAAGCCACUCUCUUAUCAGGAGGUGAAGAAAGGAAGCAAGAAGUCAAAUUCCUUUCCUUUCAUCAUAGCACAUGUCAUCUUGGGGUGGCCUGAAAGAUACGAAUAGUCAAACCUGUCUCUGCUGAAUUUCAUAGACAUUUCCAACACUAUCUUCUGUGAUGGCAAGUCCCAAAGGAAGUCGAAGUCAGAAGAUGAAGCUCCCCAUCUUUACCCGAAAGGGGACACUGGAGGUGCCAUCCCCGACAGAGAAGGACUGGUCUAAGGAUGAUGAAGAUGAUUGGGUCUUCAAGGAUCCAGAUCAAGAGCAGGAUUCCCUACCCCAGCCGUAUCGAAUGAUUAACAAAAUGGUGAACUCACUGUUUGACCGUUCGUGGGAAAUUAUUGAGGGGAGGGAUACUUCAAAGACAGCUGAGCUCCGCCGGACCCAGCCCACCAUCUACCAUCCACUUAGAGAAAUUAAGCUCAACACAAUGCCAAACUGCAUGGAUGUUUCCCAAGACUAUGUGUUUAUUGGAGGAAGCAAAGGAUUCUCUAUCUAUAAUCUGCAUAACGCUAAACAAUUACAUGUUUGGGAGAAACUUAAGGUUGAUGUCAUUUCCAUCUGGGCCACAGAUUUGGGGAGUGAAAUACUUAUUGCUCCUGUGGAUGAAACGGGUAUCGUUCGACUGUUUUAUCUUUAUAAGAAUGGUCUUUACCUCAUCAAAGCCAUCAAUGAAUCGGAGGACGCCAGCAAGCAAACCACCUGUAUAAAGAUGGAGAUUUCUAAAGGAGGGAACUUUGCAGCCUUGCUCCUACAGGGAGCCGGGGACAUUUGGCUGGAUGUGUAUAAACUGCCCAAGGAGUCUUGGAUCAAGGAAGUGCAGUACCCCCAACUCGCCGUAAAUACAAAGAAAAAAGUCAGACAGCAGCUGCAAUUGAACACUCCUGAUUCUGUGACUGCAGAUAGUUUAGAUAUGGAUAUGAACAUUUCUUUUAGAGGAGAUUUUAAGUUGAGUCUUCCAGUUCAAAUAAUGAAAAUCAAACCACCCAAACCAAUUACAGGUACCACAUUUAAGAGCCCCCUGGAAGCCUUUGCAAAGAUAGCAGGCUGCCGCGGGCUGGGCUCUGGGCAGAAUCACUACAUCAAGGCAAGCCAGUGGGAGAAGCGGGAGGCAAUCUUAAAAGCCACCUACAAGAAGUACCUGGAUGGGGAAUGGGAGCCUGAGCCGAUCAGUAUGGCUACAUUCUACUUCCUCCUUCCCAGUCGCGUAAUCCCAAUGCCAGCGGGAGUCAAGAGACCCCCAGGGCUCGCCUGUGUCCUUGGUGUACACUGGACCGACCAUCACAACUUUUUCUUCUAUUCACUUAACCGGACGCUGAAGGAUAAAGCUGACCCCGAGGGCGUGUGGCCGUGCGCUGCGCCCAUCGUGGGGUCCCAGCUCAGUCCCUGCUCUUCCUACCUGGUGCUGGCCUGCGAGGACGGCGUGCUCUCGCUCUGGGACCUGGCGCAAGGACUCACUCUUGGAGUCGUUGCUCUUCCUGAAAAGUGCUUCUGCCAAAGCAUCCACUUCCUGAAAUACUUCCUAGUCCACAAAGGGCAGAAUGUGUAUCCGGAGGGCUCAGUGAAAUGCCACAUGAAAUGCGUGGUGCUGUGUACAGACGCGUCUCUCCAUCUGGUGACAGCCUCGGGGGUCCAGAACUCCACCAUCAGUCUGCUGGUGGAGAGGCCAGUGAAGUACCUGGAUGAAGCCAUCUGUGCCGUGGCUCCGGUCCAGGCCUUACCUGGCAUGGUGCUGACCUUUUCCAGAGACGGCUCUGUGUUCCUCAUGAACGUGGCCAAGUCGCAGAUCAUCUGCUCCUUUGCUCCCCCCAGAUCCUACUCCCUGGCGGCCCCCUGGAACCCAGUGUUUGUCGUGUCUUUACACCACCCGUGUUUCCUGCUCCGAGGAGACCAUCCAGAUGAAAAUGGAUCUGCCAGCAAAGCUGAGGACAUCCCAAAUUCUAUUUUCUAUUUUAAUUUUGAGGACUACCCACUCCUAGAAAACUUCUCAAGAAACUGCACCAUUCCUCAAGCUAGCAUAUUGGACCACCCAACAUUUGCCCAGGCACUGCCCCUGGAGGAGAGAUGCGAGAAAUUCUUCCAAAAGAGUAUUCAGAACCUGGCGAAGAGCAAGGUGAAAGAGGAAGAGCACUGGACCCGGCUUCGGAGGUAUUCCUUGCUUCUCCAAAAAGAGGACCUUAAGAAGUGAUCGGGCUGCAGCCCUAGGCUCUGAAGAGGUUGACAGCAGGCAGGCUUUGCCCUGGAACGCUCUGAGGUCAAGAGACAUGACAAAGGGCUGCAGCUCAGUAGGCCUCAGGGGCCUGGCUUGCAGUCUGGGACCUCUGCAAGCCAGCAAGGGGAAAGACAUGAUUUGGGGGUGGGGUGGGGGCCUUCAACCUGUAAGCCACUCGUCAGAAUGCUUAGGAGGGUGGAUGUCACCUAAAUAAACAGCGAUGUUGUUUCCAGGCUC
Odocoileus virginianus texanus is the source of this 4572-nucleotide messenger RNA. Lineage: Eukaryota; Metazoa; Chordata; Mammalia; Artiodactyla; Cervidae. The record is from RefSeq and is a predicted model, not a curated record.